Messenger RNA from Pyricularia grisea, 1095 nucleotides. RefSeq lists its product as uncharacterized. Bases 1 to 1095 code for a protein of 364 amino acids. Lineage: Eukaryota; Fungi; Ascomycota; Sordariomycetes; Magnaporthales; Pyriculariaceae. The record is from RefSeq and is a predicted model, not a curated record. Gene Ontology annotation, cellular component: cell cortex of cell tip; plasma membrane. Gene Ontology annotation, biological process: fungal-type cell wall organization. The transcript has 2 exons.
AUGGCAAAACGAAUAAUUGAUUUCGUACCAGCUUUUCUGAGUCUUGUUGCAUUCAUCUCCAUACUACUCAUCAUUCUCGCGGGAAUCAACACCUCCGCCCUCAAGCUCUCCUCUGUCCUCAGCAAUGCCGACCUAUUGAGGGAUAUCUCCAAUCUUUCCGGUACAGACUUUAUCGGUGGGGACCUCACCGCCUCCACCCUCGGCCUCGCGACCGAGUACACCAUCUCGCUCCUCACAUUUUGCGCACGCACCUCCUCGGGCGCCUCGUGCUCCUCGCCGCAGAUCAAAUUCUGGUUCGACCCGGGCCAGCACCUCCGCCUCGACAGCACCUCGCUGAGGCAGCAGUACCCAGGCGGAUACACCGGCGCGCUCUCCAGCUACCGCAACAUCGCGACCCGCUUCCUCCCCGGCGCCUUUGUCUUUUGCGCCCUGAGCGCGGGACUCACCGUGCUCCUGUCCGCGCUCUCGGCCUUUGGCGUCGCGAGGGCCGCGACCGGCCGCGCGGCCGCCGUCUUUUCCGUCCUGGCCACCGUCGUGCUGCUCAUGGCGGCCGCGGCCGCGACGCACGUCUUUCGCAUCCUCGACGCGGAGUUCAACAGCGGGUUCGGCACGCACGGCCUGUCCUCGUCGCUCGGUGCGGGUGGGCUUGUGCUCGCCUGGCUCGCGCUGCUGCUCAUGCUCGGCGCGGCGGUUGCGGCGUGCACGCGGCUCGGCGCGGUGGCGGUUGAGGAGCGCAGGGGCCGUGGCCUGCGCGCGCUCAAUCUCGGGGCUGGGGAGAAGAGGGCUACCGUCGUCAGUGCGGCCCCGGCUCGAAGGCGUGGGAUCAUGUCGCGUAUUCCCGGGCUGAACAGACACAAGUACGCCCAGGUCGAAGAUGAGCAGCAGCAGCGGCAGAUGAUGCUCGGGAGAGAUGGGUAUGGUGGUGCGGCACCACGUGGUGCCGACGCAGACUGGAUGGCGGAGGAUGAGUAUUCUGCCGAGCGGUACAGCGACCGUGGGCAGGCUGAAGGCAUUGCCAUGAGGAGUCUGAGUUCUAGCCCACCGGCGCGCACGGUGGCAAACACGGCGUAUGAACCGUAUGGGAGGGCUAGUUGA